AUGGAGAGCAAAAUGGUGGUUGUUUUUGGUGUGUUUGUGGCCGUGUUUGUGCAAUGUGUAGCAGCACAGACAGUGUAUGUGGUGGGAGAUAGCUUAGGUUGGACCAUUCCACAAUCUGGUCAACAAUAUGUCACAUGGGCAUAUGCUAACAAGUUUGCUGUUGGUGAUAUUCUCGGUAAGAUUUCUCAAGUCUUCUAA
Molecule: messenger RNA, 198 nt
Organism: Prunus armeniaca (apricot)
Lineage: Eukaryota; Viridiplantae; Streptophyta; Magnoliopsida; Rosales; Rosaceae
Source: the annotation of a GenBank genome assembly